CUGGAGGGGAGUGUGGCGGCCUAGGGCUGAAACGCGGAGAGGGUUACUUGGCGGGAAGCUGAGGCUGGAGACUGUCCCCGCCUGGGGCUGGAAGCCCAGACAUUAGGAAUGCCGAGUGAACUGCUUGAGACUGAUAGUUGCAGAAGACAGGCGUUGAAGACAGCUUGGAAAGGACUAAGCUGUUCUGAAACCCGAGGGAGAUUUGAUUCCCCCAUGGCCACCGAUGACAGCAUCAUUGUUCUGGACGACGACGACGAGGAUGAAGGAGCCGUGCAGCCAGGGCCCUCCAACCUACCCUCCAAUCCUGUCUCACCAGGACCAGAAGCUUCUGGUCCCUCCGGUCCCUCCGGUCCCUCCGAGCCCCGUGGGGAUAGAGGGAACAGUAACUCAGGUAGCCGGAAGUGCUACAAGUUGGAGAACGAGAAGCUGUUUGAGGAGUUCCUUGAGCUGUGUAAGAUGCAGACAGCAGACCACCCUGAGGUGGUUCCGUUCCUCCACAAACUGCAGCAGCGUGCCCAGUCUGUGUUUCUGGCCUCUGCAGAGUUCUGCAACAUCCUCUCCAGGGUUCUGUCUCGGUCUCGGAACCGGCCGGCCAAGCUGUACGUCUACAUCAACGAGCUGUGCACCGUGCUUAAAGCUCACUCGAUGAAGAAGAAGCUGAAUUUAGCUCCUGCAGCCUCGGAGGCCAGCGAGUCGGCCGGUGAUAACCCUCCCACGGAUCCCCCUUCCAACCUUACAAACACUGAAAGCACCGCCUCUGAGGCCUCAAGGACUCGUGGUUCCCGGAGGCAGAUCCAGCGCUUGGAGCAGCUGCUGGCACUGUAUGUAGCGGAGAUCCGGCGGCUGCAGGAAAAGGAGUUGGAUCUGUCAGAGCUGGAUGACCCAGACUCCUCGUAUUUGCAGGAGGCCCGCUUGAAGAGGAAACUGAUCCGCCUCUUCGGGCGCCUGUGUGAGUUGAAGGACUGCUCUUCCCUGACUGGACGGGUCAUAGAGCAGCGAAUUCCGUACCGCGGCACCCGGUACCCGGAGGUCAACAGGCGCAUUGAGCGGCUCAUCAACAAGCCGGGCCCUGACACCUUCCCGGACUAUGGUGAUGUGCUGAGAGCGGUGGAGAAGGCAGCAACCCGCCACAGUCUGGGCCUCCCCAGGCAGCAGCUUCAGCUCCUGGCUCAGGACGCCUUCCGUGACGUGGGGGUCAGGCUGCAGGAGCGGCGGCACUUGGACCUCAUCUACAACUUCGGCUGCCACCUCACAGAUGACUAUAGGCCAGGCAUUGACCCUGCCCUGUCUGAUCCCACGUUGGCUCGCCGCCUUCGGGAGAAUCGAACCUUGGCCAUGAGCCGGCUGGAUGAGGUCAUCUCCAAGUAUGCUAUGAUGCAAGACAAGACGGAGGAGGGCGAGAGACAGAAGAGACGGGCCCGGCUCCUAGGCACUGCUUCCCAGUCGUCAGACCUCCCCAAAGCCUCUUCGGAGUCUGGUGAGGGUCCUAGUGGAAUGGCAUCCCAGGAGUGCCCUACUACCUCCAAAGCUGAGACUGAUGACGACGGGGAUGACGAGGAAAGUGAUGAUGAUGAUGAGGAGGAGGAGGAGGAGGAAGAGGAAGAGGAAGAAGAGGAGGAAGAGGAAGACGAGGUCACUGAAGAUGAAGAUGAGAAUCUAGAACAGUUGCAAGAUCAGGGGGAUGAUGAAGAAGAGGAAGGAGGAGAUAAUGAAGGAGAGAAGAGCCCCACAUCCCCUUCGCACAUUUUCCCUAGAAGGAACUCAGAACCCACAGAAGGGCCCCGGUCCCCGGAGGAGCAGCAAAACAGAGGACUGACAGAGAAAACAGCAUCACUGCCAGGAGCAUUCCUGGACCCUCCCAGCACCGAUGUUGAAAGCAAUGGAGAAAAGCUCCAAGACCUGUUGCUCCUGGGGGAAGAGAGUCCUGUGUCCCAGCGUUUUGGGCUGGAGAUUGAAGCUUUACCCGAGGAUACCACCUCUUCCCCAGAGGAAAGGGACAUUUCCAGUAAAAGGUCAGAAGAUUCCCUCCCCACCAUCUUGGAAAAUGGAGCAGCUGUGGUUACCUCUACGUCCUUCAAUGGGCGUGUCUCUUCUCACACUUGGCACGAUGACAGUCCCCCAAACAAGAGAUUUCGGAAGGAAAAGAAGCAACUGGAAUCUGGACCAUUAGAAAACAGCUAUAUAAAAAAGGAGCUGGCACAGCAGGACAGUGAGCAGAGGGCAAGCUUCCUGCCCUCUCUGCCUCCCACCCUGGCCCCUGUGGCUCCUGUCGCUGACUCCUCCACAAGGGUGGACUCUCCCAGCCAUGAGCUGGUGACCAGCUCCCUGUGCAGCCCCUCGCCAUCCCUGGUUCUCCAGAUCCCCCAGUCUCGGUCUCUCCGGCCGUGUAUUUAUAAGACGAGCGUGGCCACGCAGUGUGAUCCUGAGGAGAUCAUCGUGCUCUCAGACUCUGAUUAGCAGUCCCUGCACUCCCUGCAUCCAGAAGGUUUUGUAUGGCUGCUGGAAGAUGACGGAGCGAAAGAUGGACGGAGCUCCUCGCGUUUUGGUGGUGUUUCUUUUGACAAAAAACAAAAAACAAUAACAAAAAAAUCAGAUGUUUUAAGUUUUACACAGACACAUUAAUAAACAAUGAAUUUCUUUUUAUUGUA
This is a messenger RNA of Grammomys surdaster, 2648 nucleotides long. RefSeq names its product death domain associated protein (gene Daxx). Bases 109 to 2457 code for a protein of 782 amino acids. Lineage: Eukaryota; Metazoa; Chordata; Mammalia; Rodentia; Muridae. The record is from RefSeq and is a predicted model, not a curated record. The transcript is spliced from 9 exons. Gene Ontology annotation, molecular function: histone binding.